GAGCUCUUCAAAUAAUUCCAAUCUAUAAUCUGAAGCAAAAGGGCCACCCAGAAGUUGAAAAGAAAUGGCCGAGAGUGCAGUGUCGUUUCUACUGAGCAAGCUGACUUCCAUACUCGAAGAACAAGUGCAGCUGCUGAGUGGAGUUCACAAAGAGGUUCAGUUCAUCAAAGAUGAACUAGAGCGCCUCAGUGCCAUCUUAAGGGUGGCUGAUUCUUUGGAGGACGAAGACCCUGAACUCAAAGUUUGGGUGAAGCAAGUCAGAGAUGUGGCUCAUGACAUGGAAGAUGCCAUAGAUGAGUUCACUAUUCGCCUUGUGAGUCAUCGUGAGCAAGGCCAAAAUUCUUGUCUCAGCAGGUUUUCUUCCGCCAUCAAGGCUCUCAGAGCUCGGCAUUGGAUUGCUUCUGAGAUUCAAGAGAUCAAAGGCAGAUUGGAAAACAUCUCAAAGGGUCGUUGCAACAUGACUGAGACUGGAUCAAGCUUCCGUAAUCAGUAUACAUCAAGGCUUGAUAGCCAAGACGAUGCGCUUUUGCUUGAUGAAGCUGACCUUGUGGGUAUUGAGAAGCCUAAAAAGCAUUUAAUUGACUUACUUUUCGAGGAGGAACCUGGAAGAGUAGUGAUUCCUAUUUAUGGAAUGGGAGGAUUGGGGAAAACCACGCUGGCAAAGCAGGUCUAUGAUGACCCAAAAGUGAAGAAGCUUUUCAGGAUGCACGCAUGGGUCACUAUUUCCCAAUCUUUCAAGAUCCAUGAGCUCCUAAGAGAGCUGGUUCAACAGCUCCAUAAAGUUAUAGGAAAAACAGCUCCUGCAGAAGUUGGCACCAUGAAAAGUGGCAGUCUAAAGGAGGUGAUCAAGAGUUUGCUUCUGCAAAGAAGGUACCUGAUCAUCCUGGAUGACAUUUGGCGAGUAAAUGCAUGGGAUGCUAUUCAACAUGCUUUGCCUAACAACAACUAUGGCAGUAGAAUCAUACUCACAACUCGGAAUAAGGAUGUAGCAGCUUAUUCUUGCACCAAAUUCCAUGAUAAGGUCUAUAACUUGGAUUUUUUGCCUCAGCAUGAAUCAUGGUCUCUUUUUUGUAACAAGACCUUUCGAGGGAAUCCAUGUCCUCCUCAUUUGGAGGAGUCUUGCAAGUGUAUCUUGAAAAGAUGUGGGGGAUUGCCUCUUGCAAUUGAGGCAAUCAGUGGUGUUCUGGCUUCAAAAGACAGAACCAACUUGGAAGAAUGGUUGAUUGUUUGUAAGAGUUUUGCAUCUGAAAUUGAAGGCAACGACAAACUGGAGGAUACAAAGAAAGUGCUUUGUUUAAGUUUCAACGAUUUGCCAUAUUAUCUUAAAUCAUGUUUGUUGUACCUAAUCAUCUUUCCAGAAUUUUAUGCUAUUGAACGUAUCAAGUUGAUUCGGUUGUGGAUAGCUGAAGGAUUUGUCAAUGGAGAAGAAGGAAUGACACCAGAAGAAGUUGCAGAGAGUUAUCUGAAGGAGCUCCUGAAUAGGAGUUUGAUACAAGUGGUAGAGAAACACAGUGAUGGCAGGAUCAAGACUUGUCGUAUCCAUGAGUUUCUACGGGAGAUCAUCAAUUUAAAGUCAAGAGAUCAGAACUUUGCAACAAUAGCCAAAGACCAGGACAUAAUCUGGCCAGAGAAAGAUGCACCUUUGGAGUCGUUUCCUGCAGAGAUUGUCAACCUUUUCCACCUCAAGUAUCUAAGCUUGAAGAGUACGAAGGUGAAAAAUAUCCCAACCUCCAUCAAGAAGCUUCAAAAUUUGGAGACAUUAGAUCUCAAACAUUCCUAUGUCACUGAAUUACCACCUGAAAUCUUGGAGCUGCAUCAACUACGCCACCUCCUGGUGUAUCGCUAUAAGAUUGAAUCCUAUGACAAUUUCAACUCAAGGCGUGGUUUCAAGUUGCCAGGCUUGAUUGGAUGUAUGCAAUCUCUGCAGAAGCUUUGUUUCAUAGAAGCAGACCAAGGAAGUCAAGACUUGAUGGUUGAACUAGGAAAGCUAACCCAACUCAGGAGGCUGGGUAUGAGAAAGCUGAAGAAAGAAGAUGGGGCUGCUUUGUGCUCGUCCAUUCAGAAGAUGACCAAUCUCAGGUCUCUGUCCAUAACCGCAAGAAAAGAUUAUGAGAUCAUUGAUAUUCAGAACAUAGCCAAGCCUCCUACAUACCUUCGGCGAUUGUACUUAAGAGGACGUUUAGAGAAGUUACCUAAAUGGAUUACCUCUCUCCAAAAUUUGGUCAGAUUGUAUCUAAAAUGGAGCAGUUUAAAGGAGGAUCCUCUAAUAUAUCUUCAAGAUUUGCCCAAUCUAAUACAACUUGAGUUUCUGCAGGUUUAUGUUGGCGAGAAAUUGCAUUUCAAACCAAUGGAUUUCCAAAACAGUAAAGCCAAGGGAUUAGCUGGUUUUUCAUGUGAUUCAGAAGCAGAGCCCCAUGCG
Molecule: messenger RNA, 2419 nt
Organism: Prosopis cineraria
Lineage: Eukaryota; Viridiplantae; Streptophyta; Magnoliopsida; Fabales; Fabaceae
Product: disease resistance protein RPM1-like
Exons: 3
Biological process (GO): defense response to other organism
Molecular function (GO): ADP binding
Source: RefSeq, a predicted model, not a curated record